AUGGUCAAAAACUCAACAGAACACAGCUUCUCUGCUUUCUUCUUGGUUGGGAUUCCUGGACUGGAGGCCUUUCACUGCUGGUUCAGCAUCCCUAUCUUCCUCUUUUAUAUUCUGACCCUACUGGGGAACACCCUCAUCAUCCUCACAAUCAAGUGGGAACCCAGCCUCCACCAGCCCAUGUUUUACUUUCUCUGUAUGCUGGGCCUCAAUGAUAUGGCUGUCGCCUCUUCCACAGCCCCCAGAAUGCUCAGCAUCUUCUGGUUGGAUGCCCACCUCAUUGAAUUUGAUGCCUGUCUGGCUCAAAUGUACUUUAUCCACACCUUCUCCAUCAUCGAGUCGGCCCUAUUGGUGUCUAUGGCCUUUGACCGAUAUGUGGCCAUAUGCCACCCACUUCACUAUGGCACUAUUCUGACUACCUCUCUGGUCAUUAGAAUGGGAGUGGUUGGAGCUGCCCGGGCCAUUAUUAUGGUCUUACCUUGUCCCCUUCUCAUAUUAAGACUACCCUACUGCACCAAAUAUAUCAUCAAACAUGUCUACUGUGAACACAUGGCCAUAGUUAAAUUGGCAUGUGCAAACACCCUCAUCAAUCGAGCAUAUGGCAUCUUUGUUGCACUCUCUGUCAUGUUAAUAGACCUAGGUCUAAUCAUAGUGUCCUACAUCAAAAUCCUCCAGGCUGUCUUCAGACUCUCCUCCAAGGAAGCCCGAUCUAAAGCCCUGGGCACAUGUGCUGCCCAUGUUUCCACAAUUCUGGUCUCCUACAUACCUGCUUUGUUUAGCUCUCUAACCCAUCGCAUUGGUAAGAAAGUGCCCCCAUCCAUCCACAUCAUCUUUGCCAGCAUCUACCUUCUGGUGCCUCCUACAGUUAACCCCUUAAUCUAUGGUGUGAAAACAAAACAGAUCCGUGAUCGAGUGAUGCAAAUGUUCUUCCCAAACCAGAAGCCUAGCGAACACUAG
Monodelphis domestica (gray short-tailed opossum) is the source of this 954-nucleotide messenger RNA. Its product is annotated as olfactory receptor 52P1-like. Gene Ontology annotation, cellular component: plasma membrane. Gene Ontology annotation, molecular function: G protein-coupled receptor activity; olfactory receptor activity. Gene Ontology annotation, biological process: G protein-coupled receptor signaling pathway. Lineage: Eukaryota; Metazoa; Chordata; Mammalia; Didelphimorphia; Didelphidae. The record is from RefSeq and is a predicted model, not a curated record.